AAACUUUGCGAGAAAUACAGUGUAGAUGUAGAUAAGGUGUUCGGUUCUACGAACACUUAUGGGACUGUAGUUAACAUGUUCGUGCAGUUGGUGCAGCGCAUCAUCGACACCGAGAGUCUUAUAUCAGGGGCAUUCGAAUUGCAGGCAAAUGGUGAUCUCAAACAGGCCAUUGAUGAUGAAAAACGGCGAUGCAAAAAGUGGAAACACGAUCGAAUCGUCGAAGAUGAAAAAAAGCGCUAUAGAGAAAAACUUCGAGAUAUGCUUAAGGCGAAUGAAGAAUUUUCGAAGAUUGAGGCUGAUAAAUCACAUUCGCAUUUAGAUGUUGAAAAAGUACGUGCUUUGGGACGGGAGUUAAUCGGGCGGGUUUCCACAUGUCAGGAAUUACCACUGAGCAAACAAGAAUUAGAGGGUGCAUAA
Messenger RNA from Echinostoma caproni, 417 nucleotides. The record is from the annotation of a GenBank genome assembly. Lineage: Eukaryota; Metazoa; Platyhelminthes; Trematoda; Plagiorchiida; Echinostomatidae.